CAACUGUCAUUCUCUCUCUCGCCAGUCGCGUCAACAAAAAAAAGCAACAAAAAGUGCGAGUGAUGAUCAAUAAUCGUGCAGAUAAAUUUUUGAUUUAGGAAAAACUCCUCCGAAUUGUACAAAAAUCUCGGAAUGUCCCGUCAAAAUACGCGCUUGGAUACCAAAAAAGUGUGCUUCUGCUAGAGACCGGAAGUUUUUUCGUUCAGUGAAGAGAAAAAAUAGUUAAGUGAAAAAUGCAACCGGAAGGGGCGUCGAAUCGCAAAAAUGCGUCCAUAGUCAUCAAGAUGGAAGGAGACCAAAGCGGAAGUGCUGGUGCUGGAGGUGGCAUUCUCGGUGGUGGAGCUCCCAUACAAGUGCUGCAGCUGAAUCAGGCUUUGCAGGACCAUGGCAAUCAACAGAUGCUUUUACAAUCCCUUCAGCAAUCGAUUGGCGGAAGUGCCGUUUCCGGUGGACAGUCCGUUCAGGUCCUUCCCUUAUCUUCACUACCCACUCAAGGAUUGAUGGUACAGGCGCAACCCGUCCAGCAAACGGCCCAACCACAAAUGCUCCAGUUCACCCUGGACGGGUCGCAAACGUUUCUCUAUCAACCGGUUCAACUUCCGACGGAAUCCAUCCAGAACGUUAACAUCAACGGGAACAUCGUCCAGAUUCCAAAUCAAGCGAUGACAGCGGCAGCUGGUUCCGCCGGAACAGCGCCAGUAGUAAUGUUAGCGGCAGCUCCGGACCAGAGCGGAAUUGCCACCGUGCAGAAUCCGGCCAUAUUCACCCCGGCCAAUGCCACAGUUCAGCAAAGCAGUGGAACAGCCUCAGCAGUACCAUCCGGAAACUUGCCAUCCAGCAUCAUCAAGGUUGAGCCCGGGACUUCUGAAACACUUCAAACCAUAGCCAGCGUGGAAUCGGAGGAGGAACCACUCUACGUGAACGCCAAGCAGUACAAGCGGAUUCUGAAGCGACGGCAAGCCCGGGCCAAGUUGGAAGCGCAGGGCAAGAUUCCCAAAGAAAGGCCCAAAUAUUUGCACGAAUCACGCCACAAGCAUGCGAUGAAUCGGGUUCGCGGCGAGGGCGGGCGGUUCCAUACGAAAAAUGAUUGAAAUUUUUAACUCUAUGUGCUACUUUAAGGCUAGAAAGUAAUCAAUAAAUCGUGACUUUGACUGGA
Molecule: messenger RNA, 1156 nt
Organism: Aedes aegypti (yellow fever mosquito)
Lineage: Eukaryota; Metazoa; Arthropoda; Insecta; Diptera; Culicidae
Product: trafficking protein particle complex subunit 3
Exons: 2
Coding region: 234-1091 (285 amino acids)
Biological process (GO): intra-Golgi vesicle-mediated transport; endoplasmic reticulum to Golgi vesicle-mediated transport; regulation of transcription by RNA polymerase II
Cellular component (GO): TRAPP complex; CCAAT-binding factor complex; cytosol
Molecular function (GO): DNA-binding transcription factor activity, RNA polymerase II-specific; RNA polymerase II cis-regulatory region sequence-specific DNA binding
Source: RefSeq, a predicted model, not a curated record